This is a messenger RNA of Pyricularia pennisetigena, 816 nucleotides long. RefSeq lists its product as uncharacterized. Lineage: Eukaryota; Fungi; Ascomycota; Sordariomycetes; Magnaporthales; Pyriculariaceae. Gene Ontology annotation, molecular function: catalytic activity. The transcript is spliced from 2 exons. The record is from RefSeq and is a predicted model, not a curated record. Bases 1 to 816 code for a protein of 271 amino acids.
AUGACUGAGCCCGACUUUGAACUGUUCACUUCUCUUCGCUACGACCCUAAGCUGUCAGGGGUCUCUAGCGCCCGAAUCGAGGGAUGGAAUGCCUCCAAGUCAUCACCUCUAUACAUGCUGGACUACCACCGCGACCGCAUGCUAAGAGCAGCCACCUACUUUGGAUGGACAGAUGCCAUAGCAGCAAUCGAUGGCGAUGCAGGUCUUGCGCGCCUCGAGGAUUUCAUCCUUGGCCUACCUGAAAUAGGCGACCAUCCACUCCGAGUCAAGGUGACUCUCUCCAAAGCCGGGAAAUUCGGGCACGAGGCCGGUCGGGUUCCAGAGCAGUCCCUGUCCAACUUGUUCCCACCGUCACUACCGCCGCCUGGUCAGGAAGCUCACGAUGGCGGCGGCGUGGCCAAAUCCCCGACUUACCGGAUCUUCGUGGAUCUGGAUCAGACUCCUCCGUCCGAGUACACCCACUAUAAGACGACAAGGCGUGAGAUGUACAAUUCCGCCAGACAGAGGAUGGGAAUUGGGGCUACAGACACCGCCGAAGUUCUUCUUGUCAAUACUAGCGACGGCAGCAUCAUGGAAGGUAGCUUGGUGACACCCUACUUUUGGAAAAAUGGUCGAUGGGUCACUCCUCCUGUGCCGACUCGGUUUAGUCGAGAACAGAGCGGCGGACAGGAUGGCACUACGAGAAGGUGGGCGCUUGAGAGAAGGCUUUGCGUCGAAGAACCUGUGAAAGCCUCGUCUCUGGUCGAGGGGGAAGAAUGUUGGAUAAGUAAUGGUGUUCGCGGCUUCAACUUUGGAAAGGUAACACUGGCCAAGUGA